UAUGAUUAUUAUUUAAGUCAAUAUGAAGGUUUAUUUAUUAAAUCAAUUCGAAUUGCUUAUAGAAAAUAUUUAUUAUUUUUAUUUAUAUUAAUAUUACCAUAUUUAUUUCAAUAUAUAAUUAAUAAUAAAUCAAUUAAAAAAUCCAUAUUAAUUGAUAUUGAUGAUUGGUCUCAUUUAAAAAAACAUAAUCUAUUUAUUGCUUAUUAUAACCAAAAUGAUCAAUUUAAUCAAGAUUUAUUUAAUAAAAUAUCAUCAAGAAUAAAUAAAUAUUCACCAUUGACUAAUAUAUAUACAUUAAAUAAUAUAACUAAUAUUCAACAAUUUGAUUAUUUUUAUUGGAGUAAGAUUUAUUAUUAA
Molecule: messenger RNA, 357 nt
Organism: Rotaria sp. Silwood2
Lineage: Eukaryota; Metazoa; Rotifera; Eurotatoria; Philodinida; Philodinidae
Source: the annotation of a GenBank genome assembly